AUGAUUAGUAUUUUAAUGAAAUUAAAUAUCUUUUUAACAUAUUUGAGUUGUACCAAUGAAAAUAACUUAAAUUUUGUGAUUGAAACUGAUAGAGGAAUAUGGGAUGAGAGAUAUUUUUCUUAUUUAAUUUAUAGAAGAGAAUGUCUAAAAGACCUAAAUUUUCUAAUAGAUUCAGCAAUUAAUUUAAUUAAAGACAUAAAGAAAGAAAUUGAUACUGUAGAUUUAAAUGUUUUUCAAAAAAAUGACUUGCAAAUAUAUGAGUUGCAACAAGAAAAAGAAAAACUAGAUAAAACAUUAAGAAGUGCAUUUGAUUGUAUUAUUAAAGUAAAUGAAAAAAUAAGAUUUAUAAAUGAAAAUUUCGAAUUUUUAGAUGAUUCAGAGAAAGAGAAAUUUAAUAUCUUAAAAAAAGAAUUUAUAAAUUGCCAAAAUAGAAUAAACAGUUUAAAUACAUAUUUAAUUCGUUAA
This is a messenger RNA of Hepatospora eriocheir, 465 nucleotides long. The record is from the annotation of a GenBank genome assembly. Lineage: Eukaryota; Fungi; Microsporidia; Hepatosporidae.